AUGGAGGAGUCGAAGUUAAAGCGCAUGCACCUGCUCGAGUACCUAGAAUGUCUGCCACGUGAAAAUGGGUGAGUGGGUUUGGGCAGUAUAGAGAAUGUAUCUCCCACCCUCGGACAGGGUUGAAUAGCAAAGUUGGCAUGUGCGUGCAAGCCCUUCUUCCGAACAAGAUGGCUCGGCGGUGUCCCUUACCAGUGCCGGGUGACUUUUCAAUCAAAGCGCAUGCACCUGCUCGAGUACCUAGAAUGUCAACCACGUGA
Messenger RNA from Microbotryum saponariae, 257 nucleotides. NCBI's taxonomy places the organism in Eukaryota, Fungi, Basidiomycota, Microbotryomycetes, Microbotryales, Microbotryaceae. The record is from the annotation of a GenBank genome assembly.